Molecule: messenger RNA, 1446 nt
Organism: Medicago truncatula (barrel medic)
Lineage: Eukaryota; Viridiplantae; Streptophyta; Magnoliopsida; Fabales; Fabaceae
Product: 1-aminocyclopropane-1-carboxylate synthase 9
Exons: 4
Coding region: 1-1446 (481 amino acids)
Biological process (GO): biosynthetic process; amino acid metabolic process
Molecular function (GO): pyridoxal phosphate binding; transaminase activity
Source: RefSeq, a predicted model, not a curated record
AUGUUGUCUAGGAAGGCUAGUGAAGACUCUCAUGGCCAAGACUCUUCUUACUUCCUAGGAUGGCAAGAGUACGAGAAGAAUCCCUAUCACCCAAUUCAUAAUCCCACGGGAAUCAUUCAGAUGGGACUUGCGGAGAAUCAGCUUUCAUUUGACCUUCUUGAAUCAUGGAUCCAAAGAAAUUCUGAUGCAGUGGAGAUGAAGAAAUUAGAUGGGGCAUCAGUCUUUAAAGAACUCGCUCUAUUCCAGGAUUAUCACGGCUUACCUACUUUCAAAAAUGAACUGGUGAAGUUUAUGGCAAAAAUAAGAGGAAAUGUUAUAAAAUUUGAUUCAGAGAAUCUUGUCCUCGCAGCUGGCGCAACUUCUGCAAAUGAGAUUCUCAUGUUUUGUAUUGCUGAUCCUGGGGAAGCUUUCAUUCUUCCCACACCCUAUUAUCCUGGGUUCGACAGAGAUCUUAAAUGGCGUACAGGUGUUGAAAUUGUUCCAAUGCAUUGUUCAAGUUCAAACGGUUUCAGAAUCACAUCCUCUUGUUUAGAACAAGCCUAUCAACAAGCACAAAACCUUAACCUUAAUGUCAAAGGUGUACUAAUAACCAAUCCUUCAAACCCAUUAGGCAUAACCAUGACCAAAUCAGAACUUCACAAACUAGUAGAUUUUGCAUUAGACAAAAACAUUCACAUAAUAAGCGACGAAAUCUACUCCGGUACUGUCUUCGAUUCACCAAAAUUCGUAAGCAUCAUGGAAGUUAUUAACGAAAGAAUUCACGAAAACGAUGAAAUUUCAAAGCGUGUUCACAUCGUUUAUAGUCUCUCUAAAGACCUCGGUGUACCUGGUUUUCGUGUAGGAAUGAUAUAUUCAAAUAACAAAAUGGUUGUAUCUACAGCUACCAAAAUGUCAAGUUUUGGACUUAUUUCGUCGCAAACUCAAUAUUUGCUAGCAAAUUUACUUGGUGACGAUGAAUUUACUUUUAAAUAUAUGGAUGAGAAUAAGAGGAGAUUAAAGAAACGAAAGCAAAUCCUUGUAACCGGUUUAAGAAAUGCGGGGAUUAGUUGUUUAAAGAGUAAUGCUGGAUUGUUCUGUUGGGUUGAUAUGAGGCAUUUAUUGAGUUCUGCAACUUUUGAGGCAGAGAAUGAGCUUUGGAAAAGGAUUCUUUACCAAAUUGGUUUGAAUAUAUCUCCUGGAUCUUCUUGUCAUUGUUCUGAACCUGGGUGGUUUAGGAUUUGCUUUGCUAAUAUGUCUCAAGAAGCUUUGCAAGUUGCAAUGCGAAGGAUUAAGAUCUUUACAGAUUCAAAUUCAACCAUGUUUUCUAUUAAACAACAACUUGUCACUAGUACUAAACCAAUUAUUAUCACUACGGUAGAAGGGAAAUUACUAAUUGGCUUUUCUAGUUAUCAUGGAAAGAAUAAUCAGAAGCCAAUUAAUAAUUUUUCUUCUAAAAUAAAAAAAUGA